Paraphaeosphaeria sporulosa is the source of this 1103-nucleotide messenger RNA. RefSeq lists its product as uncharacterized. The record is from RefSeq and is a predicted model, not a curated record. Gene Ontology annotation, molecular function: protein binding. Bases 42 to 1103 code for a protein of 353 amino acids. NCBI's taxonomy places the organism in Eukaryota, Fungi, Ascomycota, Dothideomycetes, Pleosporales, Didymosphaeriaceae. The transcript is spliced from 3 exons.
ACUGCGCACCUCGCAACUCUCAUCGCAAGUCAGCCGCAACAAUGGCUUUAACACGAGCCAGAAAGAAGCGCGAACUUGGCUCCCCCGCUCCCAGCAGUGACAAGGGCCAAGCUGCGAAGAAAACCAAGAAAUCCACCAAGACGAACAACUCGAAGGCGGGAAGCACCGCGCCGGAGGAGAAAAAGCCCAAAGGCCUGAUGGACAUGCCGCCCGAGAUUCGCAAUCGCAUCUACCAUUUCGCCUCUGAGCGCGAGGACUUCUUCGAGGGCUGGGACUUCGCUGUGCCUCUGGUCGACCCGUACGCCGGACACAGCUGCAGCCAGAGCCAGUGGCCGAUGUCGAUAUUGGAUCGCUCUCUCUCUGCACGCAACUUCCUUGGCCUCACGCAGACCUGCAAGCUCAUCCGAAAGGAAUACCGACCCAUCUGGUUGCGCAAUUCGAGCAUUCGCGUGCGACCCCGCUAUCUCCCAUUGUACAUCCACACCUUCUAUGGCUGCGCGACAGACUACUCCACCAACAUGCCAAAGUCGAUUCAGAUCUCACAUAAUCAGGAUGCUCCUGGACAAGACGUCAUCGACCUCACCCUGAUGCUUCGCAUGCGCGCAGCUUCUCCUGAUAUCAAGUUCGAGUUCAUUCCACAUGAGCUCACCCAGGACGAGGGACUGUGGACCCUGGACUGGUCCGAAUGCGAUAUUUGCCAGGACCUUUCAGACACAGGCUCCGACGAUGAAGACUCCGAGAUGUUUAUCUGCCCUCACAAUGACAUCCAUCGUGAGGGCUAUGCUGAUUACUUGCUGGACGAAGAGUAUCCCUACCUUGGCGCCUUGAACAAGUUCAUUGCGCACGACAACCUCAAAUGGCUCAAGGAUAUCCGCGACCGCCAAGUCACCCGCGUGAAGCUGGAUCUAUCAGACGGCAACCGCUACGCUCCAGAGAUUGCCAUCCGCCUCUCAAAUGGUAGCGAUGUCGUUGCGACGGAGCUCUCUAAGAAAAGCAUGUUGGGUGCCGCUUCCGCUUACGUCGAAGACCGCGACCUUAGAAGUGCAAAUACUCACGAGGCGUCAUUGCACUUCAUGGUCCAGGUCUGUGGUGGAGCUCAAUGA